Messenger RNA from Fraxinus pennsylvanica, 366 nucleotides. NCBI's taxonomy places the organism in Eukaryota, Viridiplantae, Streptophyta, Magnoliopsida, Lamiales, Oleaceae. The record is from the annotation of a GenBank genome assembly.
AUGUGGAGCAUUUUCAAAUUUCAACGACUUGUGGAUGGGCAUAACGUCCUCUCUCUAUCUGAUACCUCAUACCUCAUCAGACCAAUCGCCACCAGUAUAUCCGCAGUCGCACCACCACCCACCAAAACAAUACCCAAGCGUCUCGUCCUUAAAUCCCGCCGUACAAAGCGAAAAUCCCUAUCCGGCGAUAAUGACGAUGGUGAGGAAAACGGAGAUUUGUUUUUCAUUGAUGGGGAUGGUGAUUCUUUUUGGGGUGGUGGGAGUGGUGAAGGGGGCAAAAGAUGGAAUUUUGAUGGGUUUGGAGGGGCAAAUUGGGGAGAAUCAUUAAAUAAUUCAUUUUAUGAUCCAGCUUUUAUGAGGUGUUGA